Messenger RNA from Solea senegalensis (Senegalese sole), 2426 nucleotides. It is a transcript of the gene tiprl, whose product is annotated as TIP41, TOR signaling pathway regulator-like (S. cerevisiae). The transcript has 14 exons. The record is from RefSeq and is a predicted model, not a curated record. Lineage: Eukaryota; Metazoa; Chordata; Actinopteri; Pleuronectiformes; Soleidae. Gene Ontology annotation, biological process: TOR signaling. Gene Ontology annotation, cellular component: cytosol. The coding region runs from base 202 to 1542 and encodes 446 amino acids.
GGCGUGACGGCAGCAAACACGACCGGACAGAUUUGUAACGCACUAACGGAUGAAUGUUUUCAACUGUUGACAGGAAAACCGAGCAGCUGUGUGGACCUACUUUAUGUCCAUUGAUUGAGAAAUACGAGGAGGGCGCUGUCGUUGUGCAGAAAGUCCCCAACAAAGCCUGCACAUAGCCCUGAUAUCAACCCAUGAAAGUCCAUGUUGUCUUCUCUGUCCACGAUGAUGUCACAUGGUUUCAAGAGCAGUAAACAGGACUUUAACUUUGGACCAUGGAAAGUGACUGCUGCCAAAAACCACAUCAUGAAAUCCAAAGACAUUGAACGGUUAGCAGAGGAGAUGAACAUGCCCUCCCUUCCCGAGAUGCUUUUCGGGGAUAACAUCCUGCGCAUCCAACACACAGAUGGCUACGGCAUCGAAUUCAACGCCAUUGAUGCCCUUAAGAGAGUCAACAACAUGGAGGAUGCUGUGAAGGUGGCGUGUGCCCAGGAGUGGCAGGAGAGCAGAGCUGAUUGUGAACACUCCAAAGAGGUGGCAAAACCUUAUGAUUGGACAUACACCACUGACUACAAAGGCACAAUGAUAGGCGACGGUAUGCAGAUAAAGGUGUCGGAGACAACAGAGCGCAUCGACAUGGAGAAGCUGAAGGCCCGGGAGCAGAUCAUGUUCUUUGAUGACGUGCUGCUGUUUGAGGAUGAGCUGCACGAUCACGGAGUUUCCAUGAUCAGUGUCAAAAUUAGAGUGAUGCCCACCAGUUUCUUCCUGUUGCUUCGCUUCUUCCUACGAGUGGACGGAGUUCUGAUUAGAAUAAAUGACACGCGACUGUAUCAUGAGGCUGGAAAGAAUUACAUGCUACGGGAGUUCAGCACAAGAGAAAGUAAAAUAUCCGAACUGAAGUUCCAGAAGUCACAGGCUGACCUGGAAUACAUCGAGAAGCGGCUGAAGCUGGACUUCAUCAACAGCACUGCAGAGAAUGGAGGUUCUGCUGAGGAGAACCCAGCCGUGGUGCUGGAGAACCUGAGGAGCCUGAAGGCCAAACAUGCAGCAUUGAGCUCUCAGGUGAAGGAGAUCGCAGCUGCACAAAAAGAGUCCAUGGACUCCAUCAGAAACAACCUUGAAAGUGUCAUGAAGGUGAUCCAAAAUGUCCAGCAGACUGCCGAUGUGGAGGUUCAGCCACUGACGGAGUCAGAGCGAGAGUCAGUAGAACUGCUUCUGGCUUCAGCUCUCAUUCAGACCACUCCAGAGGUACCUACUGCUGUUGCAGCUGCAGGUCACCAGCAGCCCCCGAGCUGCGAAUAUAAGGAGCUGAGUGUUGCCAUGUUGGAGGCUGUUCCUUCUAGCGUGCGCACCAACGUCAAGCUGGCCGACCUCAAUAUGUUCUACCAGCAGCUGCAGCAGCACUUCAGCAAGAACAGUGGAUCCCUCAGUGUGCAGAAGAUGAAGCUAUUGAAGAUGAAGGUGAGCGAUGCUAAGCUAAGGGUCCUGCAGCACCUGUCUUUAGUAGAGCAGGACAGGAAAGGCAAUGUUCGUCUUGUGAAGUGAGGCUGAGCCUGUUGACGGGACAAGUGUGUCUGGAUCCAGAUGCUUCUCUGCUUGUUCUGAGCUGGACUAACAAACUGAAUUCACUGCCUGAUCAAUCUCCUCGUGCCCACCAUAUGUUUGUACCAGAUAUUUGUGGGUAUAUCAGUCUUCAUUUCAGAUACAGAUGUGAUGUAAAUUGUUGCACUUAAAUGGAUAUUUUAAGGGUCUUUUUUGACUGUGUCAUAUGAACUGUUGCAUAGAGGCUCACAAGUCUGCCAGUGGAGACACAAGGAAGAAGAGAAAGGAUUGUGUUAUAAACUCUAUGCAUGCUUAUGUCAUUGUUAUCUCUCUAAUAUGUCUGCUGCUUUAUCUCACUGUUAGACAGCAUUUUCUGACUGACAACUGAAGUUUAGAACUGCUCAUUCACAAACAGAAUUUCACCAAAGUCUCAAAAUAACUCAUUCGAACUUAUGUUGGAGGCAGCAGUGGAUCAACAACUCCUGUGUGCUGUGAUGUUUAAAUAUUUAUGGCCUUUGGUGCAGGGAGUGAGUGGUUUACAAAGCAACAUAAACCUCAGUUUCCAGUCAAAGGCUGUCUCAUGGCAAGAAAGGUGGCUAACUGAUUCUUUAGAUAUCAGACACGUAACCAGGUAUAGAUUUCACAAGGUGAGUCUCAGUCUCGUUCCUGCUGCCACAUACAGUUAAUCUGUGCAAUGUGUCAUUUCCCCAUAAAACCAGACUUCAAAAAAGCCUGAACUAUACCUUUAAUAAAUGGGGGUACUCUAAACUUAAACCCUAUGGGCUGUCAAGAAAAUGAGAUUGAAAAUGGGCUGUAUUUUUAUGUAUUUUCUGCAUCUUUAAAAAGAGCACAAUGUAAAUAAAAACUUUUUCCAAACAGUAUUUUUU